Sorex fumeus (smoky shrew) is the source of this 1749-nucleotide messenger RNA. It is a transcript of the gene ZNF704, whose product is annotated as zinc finger protein 704. The transcript is spliced from 9 exons. Gene Ontology annotation, biological process: regulation of transcription by RNA polymerase II. Bases 1 to 1749 code for a protein of 582 amino acids. Gene Ontology annotation, cellular component: nucleus. The record is from RefSeq and is a predicted model, not a curated record. Lineage: Eukaryota; Metazoa; Chordata; Mammalia; Eulipotyphla; Soricidae. Gene Ontology annotation, molecular function: RNA polymerase II cis-regulatory region sequence-specific DNA binding; DNA-binding transcription factor activity.
AUGCAGGCGCGCCGCCUGGCCAAGCGCUCCAGCCUGGGCGGCCGCCGCGGGGGCUGCGCGCCGCCCGGACCCCCCGCGCCCGCCCCGGGCCCCGAUUGCUGGAGGCCGCCGCGGCCCGCGCCCCCGCCGCCCGCGCCGCGCGCCCACGGGCCCCCCGCCCCUCCGCGGGCCACCGCCGCCGUGUCGCCGCUGCCGCUGCCACUGCCACCGCCGCCGCCGCCGCCGCCGCCGGGGGACGAAGAUGAGGACGGGGAGGGCGGGGGCCGGCGGCGCCGGGGGCUCGGCCGGGUGCCCGCCAAGCCCCGCGCGGUGGCCGAGGAGGAGGAAGAGGAGGAGGAGGAGGAGGAGGAGGACGACGACGACGACGAGGAGGGGAUCGUCGAGGUGGUGGACGACGACGACGACGACGACGGCGACGAGGAGCGCUUCGCGCCCGUCGGCCCGGGCCGCGCGGUACCCAGGGGCCCGGCCCGGGGCGCGCCCAAGGUUGGCAGCAUUAAACGGGAAAUGACCUUCACUUUUCAACCUGAAGACUUAAAACGUGACUGUAGUAAAAAAAUGUCUCAUCACCACUUGUUUUCCUUGGCCAUGGAGGAAGAUGUGAAAACCGCAGACACCAAAAAAGCCAACCGGGCCUUUGACCACGAAAAAGAAAACACCCGUUCCAUCUGUCUCCUGGAGCAGAAACGGAAAGUUGUUUCCUCGAAUAUUGAUGUUCCUCCAGCAAGGAAAUCUUCUGAGGAACUGGACAUGGAUAAGGUGACCGCAGCAAUGGUACUGACCAGUCUGUCCACCAGUCCUUUAGUUCGAAGCCCUCCAGUACGCCCGAAUGAGGGCCUGAGCGGGUCGUGGAAGGAGGGCGGCGGCGUCCCGUCUAGCACCAGCAGCAGCGGCUACUGGAGCUGGAGCGCGCCCAGUGACCAGUCCAACCCGUCCACGCCGUCGCCACCGCUGUCGGCCGACAGCUUCAAGCCGUUCCGCAGCCCCGCACCGCCCGACGACGGCAUCGACGACGCCGACGCCAGCAACCUGCUCUUCGAUGAGCCCAUCCCCAGGAAGAGAAAGAACUCCAUGAAGGUGAUGUUUAAAUGCCUCUGGAAAAACUGUGGGAAGGUGCUGAGCACUGCAGUGGGAAUCCAGAAGCACAUCCGGACUAUUCAUCUUGGGCGCGUCGGUGACUCCGACUACAGUGACGGGGAAGAGGACUUCUACUACACGGAGAUCAAGCUCAACACAGACUCCGUGGCAGAUGGGCUGAGCAGCCUGGCCCCCGUUUCUCCCUCCCAGUCCCUGGCCUCGCCUCCCACUUUCCCCAUCCUGGAUUCAAGCCGAGCGGAAACUCCUUGUGCCAAAACUGAAACGAAGCUGAUGACGCCUCUGAGCCGCUCGGCCCCCACCACCCUCUACCUCGUGCACACUGACCACGCUUACCAGGCCACGCCCCCCGUGACCAUUCCAGGAUCAGCCAAGUUCACCCCCAAUGGCAGCAGCUUCAGCAUUUCCUGGCAGUCUCCUCCAGUUACCUUCACAGGCAUCCCUGUUUCUCCGACGCACAGUCACCCCUUGGGCACAGGCGAGCAGCGGCCGCACACACACACGAUCCUGUCCUCGCCACCUCGCGGUACGGUCAGCCUGAGGAAGCCCCGGGGAGAGGGCAAGAAGUGCCGGAAGGUGUACGGCAUGGAGAACCGGGACAUGUGGUGCACUGCCUGCCGCUGGAAGAAGGCCUGCCAGCGAUUCACCGACUGA